AAACUAACACACUUGGUGAAACUUUACAACAUGUGCUUGCACGUGUUUCUUGAUGCUUCAUUAAAAAAAAGAUAAAGUGCGUGUAUUUUGUGUUUUAAAAAGACAGAUAACAAAAGAAAAAAAGGAAGUGCUCUUCUAACGCAAAGGGCAAUAAAUUAAAAUAUAAAAAAUGGCUCUAUAUAAUUUUAAGAAGAUUGCAGUUGUUCCACCUGCGAAGGACUUUAUCGAUAUAAUUUUAUCGAAGACACAACGCAAGACACCGACGGUUGUUCAUAAGCAAUAUAAAAUCACGAGAAUACGCGCAUUUUAUACGCGAAAGGUCAAAUUUACUCAGCAGAAUUUUCAUGAUAGAUUAUCCCAAAUAAUACAAGAAUUUCCUAAGUUGGAUGAUGUUCAUCCUUUCUAUGCUGACUUAAUGAAUGUUUUGUAUGACAAAGAUCAUUAUAAAUUAGCUCUUGGACAGAUAAAUACCGCCAGGCAUCUAAUUGACAAUGUGGCAAAAGAUUAUGUUCGAUUAUUAAAGUAUGGAGAUUCAUUACAUCGGUGUAAACAGUUAAAGAAAGCUGCUCUGGGUCGAAUGGCCACUAUUAUGAAAAGACAAGGAGCCAAUUUAACAUAUCUUGAACAAGUUCGUCAACACUUAGCUCGAUUACCAAGUAUAGAUCCUUAUACACGUACAAUAAUUAUAUGUGGUUUUCCAAAUGUUGGCAAAAGCAGCUUUAUCAAUAAAAUUACUCGAGCGGAUGUAGAGGUUCAACCAUAUGCAUUCACAACAAAAUCAUUAUAUGUGGGACAUACUGAUUAUAAAUACUUAAUGUGGCAAGUAAUAGAUACACCUGGGAUAUUGGAUCAUCCAUUGGAAGAGAGAAAUGUAAUAGAAAUGCAAGCAGUGACUGCUCUUGCUCACUUGCGAGCUGCUGUGCUUUAUUUUUGCGACUUGUCCGAGCAAUGUGGUCAUACUUUAGAAGAACAAGUAAAACUAUUUGAAUCUAUAAAGCCUUUAUUUACGAAUAAGCCUUUAAUAAUAGUGUUGAACAAAACGGAUAUUGUACGUUUAAAUGAAUUACCCCCCGAAAAGAGGGCCAUUCUAAAAACAUUCGAGAACGAUGCAAACAUACCUAUGUUAGAAAUGAGUACCAUUACCGAUUUCGGUGUAAUGGAAGUAAAAUUAGAGGCUUGUGAACGACUGUUAGCCUUUAGGGUCGAUCAAAAAAUUAAAACUAAAAAGGUUGAAGGACUUCUUAAUCGAUUACAUAUUGCUCAACCGAAAAAAAUAAAUCCUAAUCGCGUCCCCUGUAUACCGGAGAAUGUUUUAAAGAAAAGACAGAUUGCCGCAGAGAAACUCGAGAGAAAGCGCAAACUGGAGAGGGAAAUAGAAGAGGAGAUGGGAGACGAUUAUGUACUCGAUCUGAAGAAGAAUUACGAUAUCGAGGGAGAUCAAAAGUACGAUAUCAUACCGGAGAUUUGGGAAGGUCAUAACAUAGCAGAUUACAUAGAUCCAGAUAUAUUCGAGAAAUUAAAUCAAUUGGAAAAGGAAGAACAGUUGAGAGAAGAUGCUGGUAUGUAUGAUUACAAAGUGCCUGAAUUGUCGGAGACAAUGCGCGAGAUUAAGCAGCUGGCAAAACAGAUUCGGGACAAGAAGAUCAUCAUGAAAGAAGAGGCGCGGAUAACGAAGGCUUCCACGAAGCCAAUUAUGCCUCGUACAGCCGCGGCCAAGAUCCGCGACCGAUCGGUUGCGAAGUUGAAGGGGCAGAUGGAAGAUUUGGGUGUGGAUAUGGAAGAUACUAAAAAUGCGCAUUUCAAACGAACGAGAGGACGAUCACGAUCGCGUUCAGAACCCGCUAUGAAACGUAUGCGUUUGGAAUCGAUGUCACAAUCACGUGCUCGUAGUAUGUCAAGACCACCGAGAGAUGAAAUGGGUGUUAAAAAUGUGGAGAUGAAGACAAAACUGAAGAAUAUUGCACACAAGGCGUUAAAGAAAAAGAUAGCCAAAAAGGGUCUCAAGGGUGAAGCUGAUCGUUUCAUUGGCAACAAAAUGCCGAAACACUUAUUUGCCGGUAAAAGGGGAAUCGGCAAAACGGACAGAAGAUAAAGUUAUUUAUUUUACAUAUAUCUCACAUAUUAAUUCUUUUAUAUUACAUAAAAAUAUAUAAAAUAUGAUAAAAUAAAAAUAUUUCCAAAAAUAUAUGCAAGAAGAAAUGUUUGUAAAAUGUUUGUAAAUGUUCUUAGUUGAAAUAGUUGUUGAAGGCAUCGUCUUUUGGAACACUACAUGCACUUGGAGAUUAUUGUUAGCCAAUUUGUAAUUCAUGAUCAAUAUGAUGAAAAAUACGAUUACAAUUUAUGAAUAAAACUCAUGAGAUACCAGUUGGUAUGUUUGUCAAGAGUAAAAAGCUAGGAGAUCUCAUUUUCUUCGUUAUUAUCACGGCGGCAAUAAUGAUAAAAUAAAUAAAUAUUUCCCAUUUAAGAAUAGUAUUUUUAUGAUUAUUCGGCAUAGCAUCAAUGCGCGUGGUUGCAUAAUAUAUACAAGGAAAUCUUAGAAAUCGAAUAGGAUAAUUAGUCUCAUGCUAAAACUUAUUGUUCUACUAUUAUUGUUCUGGCGAGAUAAUCGUCCGCGCUGAUAGUAAAUUUUAUGUUACAUUUAUAAAAUUGUAACGCUUAAUUAUAAAUUAUAAAAUGUCGAUUUUAUAAUUUAUAAUUCUAAUUUUAAAUAUAAAGAGUUACACAAUAAAAUAAAAUAAUAAAACAAAAUAAUAAAGUAUAUAUACAUAUAAGUACAUAUACAUAUAUACAUAUUUUUAUUAAGAAUUAAUUAUUAAUAAUAAAAUAUUGAUUUAAAGUUUACAAAAUUGUGGAAAGUAAUGACUUCCUUUGAUGAUUUUUCAAGAUAUUAAAUUAACUAUAAUUUUGUAUUAUUUUUAAAAAAUAUAACUUAUUUAAAUGUCAAUACACACAAAAUAGAAAAAAUAAAUAUAAAACUGUAUCUCUCAAAAUUAAUAACUUUUAUUUUUUAAAUUAUUAUAAUCUAAUAUAUAAAAUAGGGAUUUUAAAUGUAUUCUAUUUGUUUAGUUCAUUUAAUGUAUAUUAAAGAAAUAUAUUAAAUAUACAUCUUUAAAUUAACAUGUAA
Messenger RNA from Cataglyphis hispanica, 3124 nucleotides. RefSeq names its product nucleolar GTP-binding protein 1 (gene Non1). The record is from RefSeq and is a predicted model, not a curated record. The transcript is spliced from 9 exons. Lineage: Eukaryota; Metazoa; Arthropoda; Insecta; Hymenoptera; Formicidae. Bases 170 to 2092 code for a protein of 640 amino acids. Gene Ontology annotation, molecular function: RNA binding; GTP binding; GTPase activity. Gene Ontology annotation, cellular component: nucleolus. Gene Ontology annotation, biological process: ribosomal large subunit biogenesis.